Perkinsus marinus ATCC 50983 is the source of this 856-nucleotide messenger RNA. RefSeq lists its product as hypothetical. The transcript has 3 exons. Lineage: Eukaryota; Perkinsozoa; Perkinsida; Perkinsidae. The coding region runs from base 3 to 830 and encodes 275 amino acids. The record is from RefSeq and is a predicted model, not a curated record.
CCAUGAGGCCCUUGAGAAGUUCUCUGGUGGUGGUGGCGUCGGUUGUCACCUCAGUAGUAGUAGAGGCGGGCAACUGCUCGAUCGCAGCGGCGAGGUACGGCUUGAUGGAUUUUCCUGCAAUAUCUGUGGACCGAUCGAAGUCAUCGGAGCCCCUCAGCUUCUGUGCGGAAUAUAGUGGCAAUACGUGUUGUGGUCUACGAGAUGACCUCCGAAUACGAUCGCGUUACGUCAAUCUCGUCGGUCGAGGUAUGGGUAAGGAGGACGGAGUGAGCCAGGAGUGUGCUGAUAUGCUGCGUAAGGUCGCUUGCCUGCCCUGUGACGGUUACCUGGCUAGUCAGUCUAAACUGCCGUCGAUUUGCGGGUCUUUCUGCGACUCCUGGUUCGAUUCCUGCCGAGGGGAUUUUUUCGCAGUUGUUGGCAGUGGCAACCAACUGGACCUAUGCGACCCGAAAUCAACCUUGAUAUGUGCCCGUCUGGACGAGAUAGUAGCUGACUCUGCCGAACUGUGCGAACGGUCUGGCCUUGGGCAAAUAACGGAGGAGGAGGAGGAAAGCGAAUGUUUUGAUGGUGUGCCCAAUCCGAACCAUCGGACCAGUGAGGUCGUAUGGAAGUCUGAGAAUCGAUAUGAAGAGGCUAUCUACGAGUGGGUUUAUAAAUACUUGAAAGUCAUCGUGUUAGCAGCAUUGGGGCUGUUCUUGGUCGUUGCGAAGAUGUACGCAAGGGGGCUGUCGUCGAUACGACGAGGUGAUGGGCGACGAGAUAACACUAGAGAUGCCCGGAAGGAGUUCCUCGACCGCUGGCAACGCCAACAUGAUGCUAAGACUGAUUGAAACAUUCGUUUGUCCAUCUACUGUUU